Hordeum vulgare subsp. vulgare (domesticated barley) is the source of this 3907-nucleotide messenger RNA. Its product is annotated as receptor-like protein kinase HSL1. The record is from RefSeq and is a predicted model, not a curated record. The transcript has 2 exons. Gene Ontology annotation, biological process: protein phosphorylation. NCBI's taxonomy places the organism in Eukaryota, Viridiplantae, Streptophyta, Magnoliopsida, Poales, Poaceae. Gene Ontology annotation, molecular function: ATP binding; protein kinase activity; protein binding. Gene Ontology annotation, cellular component: plasma membrane. The coding region runs from base 305 to 3292 and encodes 995 amino acids.
CAUCCACUCCCCCACUCUACUCGAUACCGGGUCUCCGCCUAGUAAACUGUGCGUGCUCAGCCUCAGCUCAGCUCGCUUCUGCUCUGCUCUGCUCAGCUUGCUCAGCUACCCCCACUCGCCUCGCUUGUCCUCUCCCCCAUCCAUCUCCAUCUCAAUAACAGCACCCACCAACUCGUCCCCCCCGCACACUCGCCGUCGCCAAUGCCGACGCCCAUGUCGCCGUCCUUCUUCUGACCCCGACGCACCUCGAGCGCGCCCAGCCAAAGAACCGUCCCAUCGCCGACGCAGCCGAGACGAGACCACCAUGGCCGCCUUCCUCCCCCUCCUGCUGCUCGCCGUGGCGGCCAAUGCCGCCUUGAUGGUGACCCCGGCGCUCGGGCUCAACCAGGACGGCCUCUACCUGCUUGACGCCAAGCGCGCGCUCACCGCCUCCGCGCUCGCGGACUGGAACCCCCGCGACGCCACGCCCUGCGGCUGGACGGGCGUCUCCUGCGUCGACGGCGCCGUCACGGAGGUCUCGCUCCCCAACGCCAACCUCACCGGCUCCUUCCCGGCCGCGCUCUGCCGCCUCCCGCGGCUCCAGUCCCUCAACCUCAGGGAGAACUACAUCGGCCCCGACAUCGCCAAGGCCGUCGCCGGAUGCAAGGCGCUGGUGCGCCUCGACCUGUAUAUGAACACGCUCGUCGGGCCGCUCCCCGACGCGCUAGCCGAGCUCCCGGAGCUCGUCUACCUCAGCCUCGAGGCCAACAACUUCUCCGGGCCCAUCCCGGACUCCUUCGGCACGUUCAAGAAGCUCCAGUCGCUCUCGCUCGUCAACAACCUGCUCGGCGGCGAGGUCCCGGCGUUCCUCGGCCGCAUCUCCACGCUCCGGGAGCUCAACAUGUCCUACAACCCUUUCGCUCCCGGUCCAGUGCCGGCCGAGCUCGGCGACCUCACCGCGCUGCGCGUGCUCUGGCUCGCCAGCUGCAACCUCGUCGGCUCCAUCCCGGCGUCUCUCGGCCGGCUCGCCAACCUCACCGACCUCGACCUGUCGUUGAACGCGCUCACCGGCCCGAUACCACCGGGGCUUGCCGGUCUGACAAGCGCCGUUCAGAUCGAGCUGUACAACAACUCGCUCUCCGGCACAAUCCCGAAGGGAUUCGGCAAGCUCGCAGAGCUCAGGAGCAUAGAUAUCUCCAUGAACCGCCUCGGUGGCGCCAUCCCGGAUGACCUGUUCGAGGCGCCAAAGCUGGAGAGCCUGCACCUGUACUUGAACUCGCUCACGGGGCCCGUGCCGGACUCCGCGGCGAAGGCGUCCUCGCUCGUUGAGCUGCGCCUGUUCUCGAACCGGCUGAACGGCACGCUGCCGGCCGACCUCGGUAAGAACACGCCACUGGUGUGCCUGGACUUGUCCGACAACUCCAUCUCCGGCGAGAUCCCAAGGGGCAUAUGCGACCGCGGCGAGCUGGAGGAGCUGUUGAUGCUCAAUAAUGCGCUUACCGGGCGCAUCCCCGAGGGGCUCGGGCGAUGCCAUAGGCUGCGACGGGUGCGGCUCUCCAAGAAUAGGCUCGACGGCGAUGUGCCCGGCGCGGUCUGGGGCCUGCCGCACUUGGCGCUUCUGGAGCUCAACGACAACCAGCUUGCCGGGGAGAUCUCCCCUGUCAUCGCCGGCGCGGCCAACCUGUCCAAGCUGGUUAUCUCCAACAACCGGCUAACCGGGAGCAUCCCCUCGGAAAUUGGAUCCGUCGCCAAGCUGUACGAGCUAUCGGCAGACGGCAACAUGCUCUCAGGGCCUCUUCCCUCGUCUCUUGGCAGCCUCGCGGAGCUCGGCCGGCUCGUGCUCCACAACAACUCGCUAUCUGGUCAGUUGCUCCGGGGAAUCCGUUCUUGGAAGCAGCUUAGCGAGCUCAACCUUGCCGACAAUGGCUUUACCGGAGCCAUACCACCGGAGCUGGGUGACUUGCCGGUGCUCAACUACCUUGACCUCUCCGGCAACCGUCUCACCGGCCAAGUACCUGCUCAACUGGAGAACCUGAAGCUGAAUCAGUUCAACGUUUCUAACAACCAGCUCAGUGGCCAGCUUCCAGCGCAGUAUGCAACGGAAGCAUACCGCAGCAGCUUCUUGGGCAAUCCAGGGCUCUGUGGAGACAUUGCCGGUUUGUGUUCUGCUUCGGAAGCAAGUUCAGGGAACCACUCUGCGAUUGUCUGGAUGAUGCGGUCGAUAUUCAUAUUUGCGGCUGUUGUCUUGGUCGCCGGCGUCGCAUGGUUCUACUGGAGGUACCGGAGCUUCAACAAAGCGAAGCUGAGAGUGGAGCGCUCAAAAUGGAUAUUGACAUCCUUCCACAAGGUGUCAUUUAGUGAGCAUGAUAUCCUGGACUGCCUUGAUGAGGAUAAUGUCAUUGGCAGUGGUGCAUCCGGGAAGGUUUACAAGGCGGUGCUCGGCAAUGGCGAAGUGGUCGCCGUCAAGAAGCUGUGGGGCGGCGCGGCGAAGAAGGACAUCGACGGCGAGGGGUCGGCGGCAGACAACAGCUUCGAGGCCGAGGUGAGGACGCUUGGCAAGAUUCGACACAAGAACAUCGUCAAGCUCUUGUGCUGCUGCACGCACAAUGACUCCAAGAUGCUGGUGUACGAGUACAUGCCCAAUGGUAGCCUCGGGGACGUGCUUCAUAGUAGCAAGGCUGGUUUGCUGGAUUGGCCUACGCGGUACAAGAUUGCGCUGGAUGCAGCUGAGGGCCUAUCCUACCUGCACCAGGACUGCGUGCCAGCCAUCGUCCACAGGGAUGUCAAGUCGAACAAUAUCCUCUUGGAUGCAGAGUUCAGUGCUUGUGUUGCAGAUUUCGGUGUUGCCAAGGUGGUGGAGAUGGCUGGCCGGGCGCCCAAGUCCAUGUCGGUGAUCGCUGGAUCAUGUGGAUACAUUGCUCCUGAGUACGCGUACACGCUCCGUGUGAACGAGAAGAGCGACAUAUACAGCUUUGGCGUGGUCCUCCUGGAGCUCGUGACCGGGAAACCACCGGUCGACCCCGAGUUCGGCGAGAAGGACCUGGUGAAGUGGGUGUGCAGCACCAUUGAUCAGAAAGGAGUAGAGCCGGUCCUGGACAGCCGGCUUGACAUGGCCUUCAAGGAGGAGAUCAGCAGGGUCCUGAACAUCGGCCUCAUCUGCGCGAGCUCGCUGCCGAUCAACCGCCCGGCGAUGCGGAGGGUGGUGAAGAUGCUGCAAGAGGUGCGCGCCGACCCGAGGCCGAGGCUGGACAAGGACGGCAAGCUGUUGCCGUACUACUACGACGACACCUCCGAUCAAGGGAGCAGUGUCUAAGUCUAAGGUAAACCGCAGAGCAUAACACGUCGGCCCCUUUCCAUGACUCGCCGAGCUCUAGGCAGGGAAGGUCCUAGGUAGAAUCAUGGCCAGUUUACGCCACAAGUUAACACAAGCUAAGCUAAUGGGGUAAAUCUGGAGUGCUGAUUUUGAUGGCUGAACCGCUUGUUGCCGACGCCUCCAGCGCCACUGUGAUCUGGAGUUGCUGUGCGCUCCAGUCGGUCGGCAAUGGAGGACAAGUGGGAGUUGGGGCAUAGCUAGCUAGCGGCGGUGUUCUUGGUUGUUCUAGCUGUCUGUGGGCCGUGCCAUUGAUUCCGGUAGGGACGCAGGGUAGAUGGUUUGUAUGGCCUUGAAGAAAAGUAUGCCAACGGAAGGAAUCCAAAUGUAGGCGUGUAAUUAGUACUAGUAGUAUGUUGCUUUCGCUUUCUGUCGAUGAAAUGUAAUGUUUGCUCCAUGCUCCUGGACCAUAUAUGGGUGGUUGUUGCAUCGACUAUGUAUGUAUCUCCAGCCAUUUUACUUUGUUUUCCGGGGUCCAGCUAUUUAGUUCGACUCAGAACAGAUAUGAGUUCGAAUGGAAUACUACUAGAGUACUACUGUAGUAGUAGAAUUUUGUUA